Messenger RNA from Coffea arabica (coffee), 2082 nucleotides. RefSeq lists its product as uncharacterized. The record is from RefSeq and is a predicted model, not a curated record. Gene Ontology annotation, molecular function: metal ion binding. Lineage: Eukaryota; Viridiplantae; Streptophyta; Magnoliopsida; Gentianales; Rubiaceae.
GAUUGAUUAACAAACGUAGAAUCCAUCCUACCAUUCCUUCCUAGGUUAGCGCAUGUGAAUGUGAAUGUGGAGGAGUACAUUUACAUUUAUCUUGAAAAUGCCAUACAACCAUUGGAACUCUUGAUGUUUUCGGCAUCACCUUUAACCGGGAAAAUUGUACGUACGUAAUUGGUAAAUUUUACUACCACAUGGAAUUGGAAGGGAAGAAUCUGAGGGUGGUCCUGCUCCCUCACUAUUCUCUUUUUUAAUGGAUUGGAUACCUGCAUGUGUUGAUAAGGGUAAACAGUAGCAGUACAAUCAAAUUCCAACUCCUUAAUUUAUUAAUUUGAUGAAGAGCCGAAGAGGUGCUGCUGCUGUAGUCCUGUUGUCCUCAUUUCUUCCACUUCCUACAAUAUAUCACUGCCUCUCUCUCUCUCUCUCUCUCUCUAUCUAUCUAUCUAUCCUCAUUUGUUCCACCACUUCUUCAGCCUAAUUAAGAGAGUCCUUGAUGAUGAAGCAACAAAUAAUGAGCUAGCAUCUUCUUUGCCUACUCUUUCUUUUUAUCUCUGUCAGUCUCACCCUCUCUUCAAAAGUUGAAAUGCAGAUUCCCAUACCAAUAAUUAUCCAUCCAUCAACAACAACUCCUCUCCAUCAUCACUUUUUUUAAUACUACUACAGCUUACUAAAUAAAAGAUGAAAGGAAUUGAUAUAUUCUGCGCAUCCCAUGCUGCAACUUCCAUUUCCUGCCUGAGCAUGGACGAUCCCUCCUCCUCAUCCACAAUUCAUCUCGGCGGCAGCGGCCGAGCAAUCGAUCGUUAUAAUCCAAUCAUCAGAGAUCCUAGAAGAUUUGGCGGCGGCGGCGGCGGCGGCGGCAGCAGCAGCAGAACUCUCCCUCAUGUCCCUUCUUGCUCUUCUCAGACGCCCAUCAACCCUAAGCCCUCAUCCCAUUCCCACCAACAAACUCCUUACCCUCAUCAUCAAAACAAGAAUGGUACUCUGAGUGCCAUGAGCAGCUCCUCAAAGCCAAGAAACGAAAAAUCCCACGGCAAGAGCACUAAUACAAAGAAGAAGUUCAAGAUGAACAACAGCAACAGAAGCAGCUCCGCAGCUAUAAAGCCGCCAUCUCCAAAUGAUGAGGAAAAGAAAAAGAGCAGCGGCUCCAUCAAACCUGCUUCUUCUGUCCACGAGCCCAGUGAUUUCCGUAGUAGUACUAGUAGUAGUAGUAGUUUUGGAAAUCGGAAAAGCUGGAGUUGCAGUUCCACUAAGGCUCCAGCAGGUGACUUUAUCAGCCCACCUGGCUCCUCCCGGUACUUGUUGAGUGAUCAGGCUUCUUUCUUCAACCUCAUUACGGAAGAUUUUGAUCCUCUCAACAAAUUGCUGCCCCCAGUGGUGGAAGCGGAACCUCCCGUUAAUCAUUCCAAGCCCAGUAAUAGUGAUGAUAAUAAUAGCAAGGCCCUGCAAAAAGAUGACCAAUCCAAGUCUCGCUCCCCGGACCAGGUGGUAGUUCUUAGAGUUUCGCUGCAUUGCAGAGGAUGCGAGAGAAAAAUGAGGAAACAUAUCUCCAGAAUGGAAGGAAUUUGGUGGCUGUUGUAACAGGGGUGUCGUCUUUCAACAUAGACUUCGCGGCAAAAAAGGUGACGGUGGUCGGAAACGUGACGCCAUUGGAAGUCCUGGCUAGUAUAUCAAAGGUGAAAAAUGCUCAAUUAUGGACCCCUGCAGCUGCAGCUGCAACUGCUGUGCCGCCUUUUAGUCACACUAACUCGUCGGAGAUCAACAGAAAUAGCCAGACUACUCUCCUUUCGCGAUGAAUCAGCCACUCCUCUUUCGUAGUAUUCCGUGUCUAUCAUGAGAUGAAAUAUAUUCAGGGGGCAAGAAUCAUGACGGUGGUGUUAAAAGUUAGAACUAGUCUCUUCAUGCGUAAUCUGCAAUGUCUAGAAUCAAUAUAUGUACGAGAGACUGCAUGGCAGGAUUGAGGUUUGAGACUGUAUAUUCCGAUUUUAUUAGAUUUGCUUUAUUUACUGGCUGGUAUAAGAAUGACAUAUGCAGAAUGGAUUUUAAUUUCAAGUAACUAUGACCACAAAAACGAUAAAUUAUAUUGAUUGA